Molecule: messenger RNA, 9819 nt
Organism: Ochotona princeps (American pika)
Lineage: Eukaryota; Metazoa; Chordata; Mammalia; Lagomorpha; Ochotonidae
Gene: MUC5B
Product: mucin 5B, oligomeric mucus/gel-forming
Exons: 53
Cellular component (GO): extracellular matrix
Molecular function (GO): protein binding
Source: RefSeq, a predicted model, not a curated record
AUGGGUGCCAGGAGUGGGAGCCGGGCCCUGGUGUGGGCCCUUGCAGCUCUGCUGCUGGUGUGGCCAUCAGAAGCCAGAGGUCAGGCUCGCUCCACACGUGGGCACCGCCUACAAGUCACGGGGCUAGAAGAGGAGCAGACCACACGGCACCUGACGUGGCCCCCCAUAACACUGUUCCCCGCAGCCCGUGCCCCUGCGCACAACGGCCGUGUGUGCAGCACCUGGGGAGACUUCCACUACAAGACCUUCGACGGCGCCGUCUUCCGCUUCCCCGGCCUCUGCAACUACGUGUUCUCUGCACACUGCGGCGCCGCCUACGAGGACUUCAACAUUCAGCUGCGCCGAGGCCUCGCGUCCUCCCUGCCAGUGGUCACCCGCGUGGUGCUCAAGGCCCAGGGGAUGGUGCUGGAGCUGAGCAACGGCUCGGUCUUCCUUGGAGGGCAGCGGGAGGACCUGCCCCUGAGCCGUGCAGGCCUUCUGGUGGAGCGAAAUAGCCAUUACGUCAAGGUCAGCCUCCGCGGGAUCCUCACCUUCGUGUGGAAUGAGGAGGACAGUGCCCUGCUGGAGCUGGACCCCAAGUACGUGAACCAGACGUGCGGCCUCUGUGGGGACUUCAAUGGACUCCCGGCUGCCGGCGAGUUUUAUGGCCACUACGCCAGGCUGAGCCCCCUGCAGUUCGGGAACCUACAGAAGCUAGACGGCCCCACCGAACAGUGCCAGGACCCCCUGCCCUCGCCAGCUGCCAACUGCACAGAUGAGGAGGACGUCUGCCGCCGCACGCUGCUGGGACCCGCCUUUGUCGAGUGCCAUGUGCUGGUGGAUGUCGAUCCCUACGUGGCCGCCUGCGUGCAAGACCUGUGCCGCUGCCCCAGCUGCCCGUGCGCCACGUUGGCCGAGUAUUCCCGCCAGUGCACCCACGCCGGUGGCCGGCCGCAGAACUGGAGGCGGCCCGACCUCUGCCCCCGCACCUGCCCCCUCAACACUCAGCCCCAGGAGUGUGGCUCGGCCUGUGCCAGCACCUGCUCCAACCCCCAGCACGCCCAGCUCUGCGAGGACCACUGCACCGAUGGCUGCUUCUGCCCCCCAGGCACGGUGCUGGAUGACAUCACACACUCGGGCUGCCUGCGCCUAGAGCAGUGCCCCUGCACCCAUGGGGGCCGCACCUACGCCCCCGGGGCCUCCUUCUCAACCAGCUGCAGCUCGUGCACCUGCACUGGGGGCAUGUGGCAGUGCCAGGACAUGCCGUGCCCAGGCACCUGCACCGUGAGGGGUGGCUCGCACAUCUCCACCUAUGACGAGAAGCUCUACAACUUACAUGGCGACUGCAGCUACGUCCUGUCCAAGCAAUGUGCUGACCACACCUUCACCGUGCUGGCCGAGCUGCGGAGGUGCGGCCUGACGGACAGUGAGAGCUGCCUCAAGGCACUGACCCUCAGCCUUCCCAGCACAGACACGGUCAUCCGGAUCCAGGCGGGUGGAUCGGUGUUCGUGAACUCCAUCUACACCCAGCUGCCCGUGUCUGCAGCCAACAUCACCAUCUUCAGCCCCUCCUCUUUCUUCAUCGUGGUGCACACCAGCCUCGGCCUGCAGCUGCAGGUGCAACUGGUACCCCUCAUGCAGGUGUUCCUCAGGCUGGACCCUGCCCACCGCGGCCAGAUGUGUGGCCUCUGCGGGAACUUCAAUCAGAACCAGGCAGACGACUUCGUGGCCCUCAGUGGUGUGGUGGAGGGCACAGGGGCUGCCUUUGCCAACACGUGGAAGACCCAAGCCACCUGCCCGGAUGCCAAGAACAGCAUUGAGGACCCGUGCUCGCUCAGUGUGGAGAAUGAGAACUACGCCCAGUACUGGUGCUCACGGUUGACCGACCCUGCUGGCGCCUUCGCAUCCUGUCACUCCACUGUCAACCCCGCGUCCUUCCACUCGAACUGCCUCUUCGACACCUGCAACUGCGAGAAGAGCGAGGACUGCAUGUGUGCAGCCCUGGCCUCCUACGUGCACGCCUGCGCGGCCAAGGGCGUGCUGCUGCGCGGCUGGCGGGACGGCGCCUGCACCAAGUACAUGAGCGGCUGCCCCAAGUCACAGAACUACUCCUACGUGGUAGACAGCUGCCAGUCCACCUGCCGUGCCCGCAGCGAGCCCGACCUCACCUGCGCCGUCAGUUUCGUGCCCGUGGACGGCUGUGCCUGCCCUCAGGGCACCUUCCUGAAUGACGCGGGCGCCUGUGUGGCCGCCCAGGAGUGUCCCUGCUACUUCCAGGGCCUGGUGAUGGCACCCGGAGAGGUGGUGCAUGACCAGGGCACCGUGUGUUCGUGCUCUGGUGGGAAGCUGAGCUGCCUGGGAACAGCACUGCUGCGGACAGGGAACAGCACGGGCUGCGCGGCGCCCAUGGUGUAUGUGGACUGCAGCGACACCCCAGCCGGUACCCCAGGCGCCGAGUGCCUCCGGAGCUGCCACACGCUGGAUGUGGACUGCUUCAGCACACACUGCGUGUCUGGCUGUGUGUGCCCAUCCGGGCUGGUGUCAGACGGGAGCGGGGGCUGUGUGGUCGAGGAGGACUGCCCUUGCCUGCACAAUGAGGCUGCCUACCAGCCGGGUCAGACCAUCCGUGUGGGCUGCAACACCUGCACUUGCAGAAAGCGCAGGUGGGAGUGCAGCCAGAGGCCCUGCCUGGGCACCUGCGUGUCCUACGGGGACGGCCACUUCAUCACCUUCGACGGCGAGCGCUACAGCUUUGAAGGCAACUGCGAGUACACCCUGGCCCAGGACUACUGUGGGGGCAAUGGCACAGCUGAUGGCUCCUUCCGCAUCCUCACGGAGAACGUGCCCUGCGGGACCACGGGGACCACCUGCUCCAAAGCCAUCAAGCUGUUCGUGGAGGGCACGGAGCUGCUCCUGGAGGAGGAAGCAGUCAAGGUUGCAGAGAGCGUGCCUGCCAGGGACCUUCCCUACAGGGUCCGCCACAUGGGCCUGUUCCUGGUGAUCGAGACCCGCCAUGGGGUGGUCAUGGCCUGGGACCGCAAGACCAGCGUAUUCAUCUGGCUAAGCCAAGAUUACAAGGGCAGGGUCUGCGGCCUGUGUGGGAACUUUGACGACAACGCCGUCAACGACUUCACCACACGGAGCCAGUCCGUGGUGGGCGAUGCCCUGGAGUUCGGGAACAGCUGGAAGUCCUCGCCGUCCUGCCCAGAUGCCCAGGUUCCCGAGGACGCCUGCACUGCCAACCCCUACCGCAAGUCCUGGGCCCAGAGGCAAUGCAGCAUCCUCAACAGUGCCACCUUCGCCACCUGCCAUUCUCAGGUUGACUCUGCCAAGUACUACGAGGCCUGCGUGCAGGACGCCUGCGCCUGUGACUCGGGGGGUGACUGUGAGUGCUUCUGCACCGCCGUGGCUGCUUAUGCCCAGGCCUGCCGCGAGGCAGGCGUGUGCGUGUCCUGGAGGAGCCCGGACGUCUGCCCCUUGUUCUGUGAGUACUACAACUCCCACGGGGAGUGUGAGUGGCACCAUGAGCCGUGCGGGGCUCCCUGCCUGAGAACCUGCCGGAACCCUGAGGGCCAGUGUCUGGUGGACCUGCCCGGUCUGGAAGGCUGCUACCCAAGGUGCCCAGCAGAUGAGCCCUUCUUCAGCGAGGACCAGAUGAAGUGCGUGGCUCAGUGCGGCUGCUAUGACCAAGAGGGACACUACUACGACGUUGGUGCGUGGGUCCCCACAACAGAGAACUGCCAGGCCUGUAACUGCACUCCAGGCGGCCUGCAGUGCACACAUAGCCUUGCAGCCUGUAGCUGCAACUACGAGGGCAAGGCCUAUGGCUACGGGGAUGUCAUCUACAACACAACCGACGGCCUUGGGGCCUGCCUGAUCGCGGUCUGUGGGGACAACGGCACCAUCUCACGGAGGAUGGAGGAGUGCCCCGGGGUCUCCACCACAGCCCCCUUCACCUUCACCACCACUGCCCUCCCACCACCCACCACAGGCUCGGAGACCACCACCUCCACCGCCUGCAUUCGCGAAGUCUGCAGCUGGUCCCCCUGGUAUGACGGAGGCCGCCCUGAGCCGGGGAUGGCUGGCGGCGACUUUGAGACAUUUGCGAACCUCAGGCACAGGGGGUACCAGCUGUGCUGGAGCCCAGUGGACAUCGAAUGCCGUGCACAGCAACUGCCUGACAUCCCCUUAGAGGAGCUGGGCCAGAGGGUGGACUGUGACGUGGGCCGGGGACUCUCCUGCUUCAAUGCAGAACAGAGCCCCGCUCUCUGCCACAACUACGAGCUGCGUGUGCUGUGCUGCCAGCCCACACCCUGCGAACCCACCACAAGCGUCACUUCCCAGCCUAGGACGAAAACAGAGACCUCUGUGCCCACGGCCACCCAAGGGACCACCACGCCUGGGUCCCUGUCCACAUCCGUGGGGACAUCAGGAGGGCUGACAACCUGGAGAGACAGAGUGACCAACUCCCACCUGAUGUCCACGUCACCCACAACAGUGCUUCCUGCUUCCAAGACACCAAACACUGCCACCACCAGCCACAGGGUGACCCAGUGCAUAUCCCGCUGCCAGUGGACAGAGUGGCUGGACGUGGACUACCCCACAUCUGAGGACACAGGUGGGGACAUGGAGACCUACGAGAACAUGCGGGCUGCAGGGAUACCAGUGUGCGCACAGCCGCAGAUCAUCCAGUGUGAGGCCGAGAACUACCCCGGGCAGUCCCUGGAGCAGGUGGGUCAGAAGGUGCACUGUGAUGUACGUGUGGGCUUGGUGUGCCGCAACCAGGAGCAACCGGGCCUGUUCCGCAUGUGCUACAACUACAGGGUCCGUGUGCUGUGCUGCGAGGUCAGCCACUGUGGGUCCAGCAAAUCCACACCAUCCACUACCAUCCCCACGACCACCAACGUGCCCAGCACCCGGCAAAGUCGCUGGACACCCACUGCAGCCACGACAACAAAGGGGUCACAGACCACAAGCCAUGUGCUGACAACAAGCACACAGCCACGCAGCUCCCACCAGACCACGAGCCACGUGACCACAACAGGCACACAACAACCAUCCACCUUGCAGCCCAAAACAAGCCCACGGAUGCUAAAGACAUCUCUAGGCAGCAGCACUCGAGCCACCACCAGCCACAGGGUGACCCAGUGCAUACCCCGCUGCCAGUGGACAGAGUGGCUGGACGUGGACUACCCCACAUCUGAGGACACAGGUGGGGACAUGGAGACCUACGAGAACAUGCGGGCUGCAGGGAUACCAGUGUGCGCACAGCCGCAGAUCAUCCAGUGUGAGGCCGAGAACUACCCCGGGCAGUCCCUGGAGCAGGUGGGUCAGAAGGUGCACUGUGAUGUACGUGUGGGCUUGGUGUGCCGCAACCAGGAGCAACCGGGCCUGUUCCGCAUGUGCUACAACUACAGGGUCCGUGUGCUGUGCUGCGAGGUCAGCCACUGUGGGUCCAGCAAAUCCACACCAUCCACUACCAUCCCCACGACCACCAACGUGCCCAGCACCCGGCAAAAGCAGCCAUCCACAGCCCAGCCUGAGACCAGUGCAAGAACAUGCAUACCCCGCUGCCAGUGGACAGAGUGGCUGGACGUGGACUACCCCACAUCUGAGGACACAGGUGGGGACAUGGAGACCUACGAGAACAUGCGGGCUGCAGGGAUACCAGUGUGCGCACAGCCGCAGAACAUCCAGUGUGAGGCCGAGAACUACCCCGGGCAGUCCCUGGAGCAGGUGGGUCAGAAGGUGCACUGUGAUGUACGUGUGGGCUUGGUGUGCCGCAACCAGGAGCAACCGGGCCUGUUCCGCAUGUGCUACAACUACAGGGUCCGUGUGCUGUGCUGCGAGGUCAGCCACUGUGGGUCCAGCAAAUCCACACCAUCCACUACCAUCCCCACGACCACCAACGUGCCCAGCACCCGGCAAAGUCGCUGGACACCCACUGCAGCCACGACAACAAAGGGGUCACAGACCACAAGCCAUGUGCUGACAACAAGCACACAGCCACGUUCCACAUUCAGAACGUGGACAACACAGACGUCCUCCAACGUCACCAUGCCAGAUACCUCCAGUGCCUGUCAGCCUCGCUGCCAGUGGACAGAAUGGUUUGAUGUGGACUUUCCUGCCUCAGGCGUUGCAGGAGGGGAUAUGGAGACCUAUGAGAACAUCAGGGCAGCUGGUGGCAAGAUGUGCCUGGCCCCAAAACAGAUUGAGUGCCGUGCAGAGAACUACCCUGAGGUCAGCAUUGACCAGAUUGGGCAGGUGGUCACCUGCAGCCUGGAGGUGGGGCUGGUGUGCAGGAACACAGACCAGCAGGGCAGCUUUGGCAUGUGCUUCAAUUACAAUGUGCGCGUGCUCUGCUGCGAUGACUACAGCCACUGUUUCCCACCCGCAGCCUCCUCCACCACCGCGCUGCGCCCCAGCACAGGGAGUGCCACGCCGGGGACAUCAAGCACCACAAUCAAAUCAAGCGCACCUACUGCACCACUGGUGACACGCAGUACUCACACUCCAAAGACUCCUCACACGAGCACAGUUCUCAGAACUAGUGCCAUCACCUCUAUGGCCACACACUACUCACCACACUCCUCCACAGCAGAGAUGGCGCACAGCUCCACUACAGUGACCAUCCGUCCGUCCUCAGUGCAGACCACCAAGGCCACCUCGCCUACAGUCACGGGAUCCACAGAGCCCCCCUCCUCCACUGUGGACACCAUCCUGCCAUCUUCAACAUCGACCACCAAGGCCACCUCGCCUACAGUCACGGGAUCCACAGAGCCCCCCUCCUCCACUGUGGACACCAUCCUGCCAUCUUCAACAUCGACCACCAUGGCCACCUCGCCUACGGCCACAAGAUCCACAGAGCCCCCCUCCUCCACUGUGGACACCAUCCUGCCAUCUUCAACACUGACCACCAAGGCCACCUCGCCUACAGUCACGGGAUCCAUAGAGCCCCCCUCCUCCACUGUGGACACCAUCCUGCCAUCUUCAACACUGACCACCAAGGCCACCUCGCCUACAGUCACGGGAUCCACAGAGCCCCCCUCCUCCACUGUGGACACCAUCCUGCCAUCUUCAACAUUGACCACCAUGGCCGCCUCGCCUACGGCCACAAGAUCCACAGAGCCCCCCUCCUCCACUGUGGACACCAUCCUGCCAUCUUCAACAUUGACCACCAUGGCCGCCUCGCCUACGGCCACAAGAUCCACAGAGCCCCCCUCCUCCACUGCAGUAACCACUUCCCCAUCAUCAGUGCCAACCAGCACAGCCACAAGUUCUUCAGCUUUCACUGCUAGCUCCCCACAGUCUUCCUCGAGCAGCCCACUGAUCCCAACUAUGUCUCCCAUCGUGUCCUCCAGCUUACCCUUGACCUGCAUGUGCCAGGCGCAUGGACAAGUGUUCUCACCAGGGGCUGUCAUUUACAACGAGACUGAUGGAGCCGGCUGCCAUUUCUACGCCAUUUGUGGACCACACUGUGAGCUCCGCCGCUUCCAGGGCGACUGCUCCUCUCCGGCCCCACCUGUGUCCCUGCCCGCAACACCUCCAACUCCACCGCCCCCAGAGCCUCCUGGCUGUGACAAUGCCAUUCCGCCACGACAGGUGAACGAGUCCUGGACCUUGGAGAACUGCACGGUGGCCAGGUGUGAGGGCAACAAUCGUGUUGUCCUUCUGGCACAGAAGCCUGUUGCCAACAUCACCUGUGCCAACGGGCAGCUACCUGUCACAGUGUCGGACCCCAGCGAGCCCUGCAAGUUUCACUAUGAGUGUGAAUGCUCCUGCAGCGCCUGGGGAAAUUCCCACUUCUUGACUUUCGAUGGCACUGCCUACUCCUUCUCCGGCAACUGUACCUACGUGUUGAUGAAGGAGAUCCACCCUGGCCCCGGGGACCUGAGCCUGUACCUCAACAACCACUACUGCGGGGCGACCAUGGCCCCCCGCUGUGCCCGUGCCCUCCUGCUCCACUACAAAGCCAUGGACAUUGUCCUCACCACCACGACCUCCCCCAGUGGCAAGGAGAGGAGCCUGAUUCUUGUUGACGACCAGCGGGUGAGCAGCAGUUUCGUCAAGGACGGUGUGAGUGUGAGUGUGGCGGCGGCCACAACUAUGCGUGUCGACAUCCCUGCGCUUGGCGUGAUCGUCACCUUCGACGGGCAGCUCUUCCAGGCCCAGCUGCCCUUCAGUCGCUUCAGCCACAACACAGAGGGCCUGUGCGGCACCUGCACCAACAACCAGAAAGAUGACUGCCGCCAGCCAGAUGGUACCACGGCAUCCUCCUGCCAGCAUAUGGCCAAGAACUGGCAGGUCAAUGACAACAGCACCGAGGGUUGCUCUGCCCCGACCAGCGCACCUCCGACCAGCCCAGUCCCAAGCACCAGCCCACAGAGCUCAGUGGCCAGCACACCCGCCUCCACCCCAUGCCCCCCAUCUCCACUCUGCGAGCUACUGCUGGGCUCGGUCUUUGCGGAGUGCCACGCCUUCAUCCCGCCCAGGCCCUUCUUCAUAGCUUGUGUGAGUGAUAGCUGCCUGCCCGGCAGCCACCAUGGCCUGGCUUGCCAGAGCCUGGAGGCCUACGCGGGGCUGUGUCGUGGCCGGGGCAUUUGCAGUGACUGGCGCAACUCCACCAGCGGGCUGUGUGAUCUGCCCUGCCCGCACUCCAAGGUGUACCGGCCCUGUGGCCCUGUGCAGCCUGUGUCCUGUGACUCCAGGUAAAAGUCAGAGCACCGUGGACGAGGAGCUGACUGAGGCUGCUUCUGCCCUGAAGGCCAGAUCCUCUUCAACACGCACACGGGCGUGUGUGUGCCCCAAUGCCCUUGCGUGGGGCCAGACGGGUUUCCCAAAUUCCCGGGAGAGCAGUGGAUUAGCGGCUGCCAGAGCUGUGUAUGCGAUGCCAGCUCCGUGUCGGUGCGCUGCCAGCCAGUGCAGUGUGAGGCCCAGGACGGAGCCGGGCAGUGCAGCGGGGCUGGUUUCGUGCCGGUCACUAGGCCCCGGGAGGACAACCCCUGCUGCCUGGAGCAGCUCUGCGUCUGCAACACGACCACCUGCCCCCAGAGCCAGCCUGAGUGUGGGCCAGCCCAGGAGCUGAUGCGCACCCAGGAGGACACUGACUGCUGCCCCACCUUCAGCUGUCGACCUAAGCUGUGCAGCUACAAUGGAACCGUCUAUGGGGUUGGGGCGACCUUCCCAGGGGUCAUUCCCUGCCACACCUGCACCUGCGUCACGGAGGACACCCAGGACCCCACUGUGCGGUGUGAGGAGGAUUCCUGCAGCACCUCCUGCCCCCAGGGCUUUGAAUACUCCAGGGUGUCCGGGCAGUGCUGCGGGGAGUGCGUGCAGACAGCCUGCCUCACGCCUGAGGGCAGGCUCGUCCAGCCCAACGAAACCUGGACCAAUGGCCGUGUGGAUAACUGUACCCAGUACCGCUGUGAGGCUGGGCACGGGCCCCCCGUGCUGACCCCACAACCUGUAGCCUGCCCUGACGUGUCCAGCUGCAGGGGCACCCUUAGGAAAACCGGCUGCUGCUACUCCUGUGAGGAGGGGGACGCCUGCCUCGUCCGUGCCAACACCACCAUUCUGCAGCAUGGGGACUGUGUAGCCGAGGCGCCCGUCAGCAUCACCUUCUGUGAAGGCUCCUGCCCUGGAAGUGUGUCCAAGUACUCCAUGGAGGCCCAGACCAUGCAGCACUCCUGCUCCUGCUGCAAGGAGACGAGCACCCAUGAGGAGGUGGUGACCUUGCAAUGCCCAGACGGCACGACCAUCCAGCAGGUCUACACCCAGGUGGACGAGUGUGCCUGCUCCCUGUCCUGCCUGCCACCGCCCACAGCACCCACCCUCAGCUAG